Aspergillus alliaceus is the source of this 1467-nucleotide messenger RNA. RefSeq names its product putative flavin dependent monooxygenase. Lineage: Eukaryota; Fungi; Ascomycota; Eurotiomycetes; Eurotiales; Aspergillaceae. The coding region runs from base 1 to 1467 and encodes 488 amino acids. The transcript has 2 exons. Gene Ontology annotation, molecular function: N,N-dimethylaniline monooxygenase activity; flavin adenine dinucleotide binding; NADP binding. The record is from RefSeq and is a predicted model, not a curated record.
AUGACAAUCCCAAAGCAGAUCCGUCGCAUAGCUAUUAUCGGCGCAGGGCCAUCGGGUCUCUCGGCGGUGAAGUACCUUCUUGCUGAGAAAUAUUUUACCAAGAUCGACGUCUUUGAAAAGAGAAGCUCUGUCGCUGGUGUAUGGAAUUAUACUCCACCAGCUCUAAAACAGAGUGCUUCGGCACCUGUGCCGCAGCUUGACCCGAAUGAACCUGACGAUGGGCCGAUAUGGCAUUCUAUAGGGGUCACUAAGGGGUCGCUUGAGCCAGCUUUCAUAUCCCCCAUCUAUAGUACGUUGGAUACCAACAUUCCAAAGGAAUUAAUGGCCUAUGGAGAUAAGCCAUUUCCUCCAGAUGCCCAAGUGUUGCCGAAGUACUCUACGGUGAAGAAGUAUUUGGAUGAGUACGCAGAAGACGUGAAAGAUUACAUUCACCUUGACACUCAGGUUGUGAAUAUCAAAUCUAGUGCUUCUGGGCCAAGUCCUUGGGUGGUGACAACGAAGAACUUGCGAACUGGGGUCGAUAGCACCGACAUAUACGAUGCUGUGGUCGUUGCUAGUGGCCAUUAUGAUGUUCCUUAUACACCAGAUAUACCGGGCAUCAAGCUAUGGAAUGAAACAUAUCCAGGUAUUAUCUCCCACUCCAAGUUCUAUGAUUCACCUGAGCCUUUCCGCGGAAAGAAGGUGAUAGUUGUGGGAAGUUCUGCAUCCGGUGUCGAUAUCGGUAAUCAAAUAAACAAACUAAGCAAGGGCAAAGUGCUGGCAUCACAGCGAACAAAGUCAUACCUGUUACCGUCUAGCGCCUCAGACAAAGAUUACGUUUCGGAAAUUGUGGAAUUCUUACCCCCAACCGAGCACAGAAGAGCGGUUCGCUUUGCCGAUGGAAAGAUAGAGAACGAGAUUGAUGCAGUCGUGUUUUGCACCGGCUACCUAUACUCUUUCCCCUUCUUGUCCUCACUUGACCCUCCCAUUAUUACGGAUGGCCGGAGAGUCCUAAAUACCUAUCAGCAUCUGUUCUAUAUCCAAAACCCUACCCUUGUCUUCCCAGUCCUACCACAGAGGGUGAUACCAUUCCCCUUAUCUGAAAACCAGGCUGCUGUUUUCGCUCGUGUCUGGUCCGGACGACUUACACUACCGGAUGCAACUGAGAUGAAAGCCUGGGAGGAUUCCACUUCCAUUGAGAAAGGCAAUGGAACAGCAUUUCACCUCUUACAUUUCCCUUUGGAUGCGAAUUACAUGAAUCUACUAUAUGAAUGGGCAGCCAAGGCUGAACCGCGCCGUGGAUUGAUCGACAACGGAAAUGGUAAGCAGUGCAAUCAUUGGGGAGAUAGGGAGAAGUGGAUGCGGCAGCUGUUCCCUGAGAUCAGAAGGACGUUUGUUGAAAAAUGUGAUGAACGCCACAAGUUCAAAAGCAUCGAGCAGCUUGGCUACGAUUUUGACAAGUUUAGAAAAGAGCAGGCACAUCUUUGA